AUGGGUUUCAUAGAAUAUGUGAAAUCUAUCAAAUGGGAACAUGAAUCUUAUCCAGCUUAUGAAGAUUAUAUUGUCCUUCCUCUUUUUGCUCUCUUCUUCCCCUUUGUUCGAUUCUUUCUUGACAGAUUUGUCUUCCAGAAACUAGCACAGCACUUGAUAUUUGGAAAGAAGCAUCAGAUGCUGGAUGUUCAGCCAGAUGAGAGAAGGAAGAAGAUAAGAAAAUUCAAGGAGUCAGCUUGGAAAUGCAUAUAUUUUCUUUCAGCAGAAAUUCUGGUUUUGUGUGUUACUUAUGAUGAGCCUUGGUUUGGUAAUACAAAAUAUUUUUGGGUAGGACCUGGAAUUCAGGCCUGGCCAGACCAAAAAAUGAAAUUAAAAUUGAAAGGAGUAUAUAUGUAUGCUGCUGGAUUUUACACAUACUCCAUAUUUGCUCUGAUUUUUUGGGAGACAAGGCGUUCAGAUUUUGGGGUGUCCAUGAGUCAUCAUGUUGCUACUGUCAUUCUCAUUGUGCUGUCCUACAUAUUAAGGUUUGGUCGUGUUGGUUCAGUUGUUUUAGCUAUUCACGAUGCUAGUGAUGUAUUUUUGGAGGUAGGAAAGAUGUCCAAAUACAGUGGUGCUGAAGGGAUUGCUAGCUUUGCGUUUAUUCUUUUUGUUUUGUCUUGGAUCUUGUUGCGGCUCAUUUACUAUCCUUUCUGGGUCCUUUGGAGUACAAGCUAUGAAGUUCUCCUGAACUUGGACAAGGAAAAACACCCGGUGGAUGGUCCAAUCUAUUAUUAUGUGUUCAAUUCUCUCCUCUACUGCUUGCUUGUUCUUCAUAUUUAUUGGUGGGUCCUGAUAUAUCGGAUGCUUGCUAAUCAAAUCAAAGCAAGGGGUCAACUUAGUGACGAUGUUCGAUCUGAUUCUGAGGAUGAACAUGAAGAUUGA
Molecule: messenger RNA, 921 nt
Organism: Dovyalis caffra
Lineage: Eukaryota; Viridiplantae; Streptophyta; Magnoliopsida; Malpighiales; Salicaceae
Source: the annotation of a GenBank genome assembly